UAUGACGAAGACAUAGUGCUUGCCGAUUCGCUGGACGCGCUAAACAUUUCAUCCCGCAGCAACCUUUCGGAACUGCUGUUCACAAACGGCUGUUUAGCACCGCUCGUUCUCGUAACAUCGAUCGUCACCUUCGCAGCAUCGUUCAUCACAUGUCACGCCCAUGGUAUAGUUUGCCCCUCUGUCAAAUUGCGAUCGCCGACUGUCAUGUUUCCCGCUUGUCGUUCCAACUGCAUGCCGACGGAAGCAACACGCUUGUCCCUUGGAGAGGUCCAUCCGUCACGCGCCAAGUCUGAGGUGACGAAGUCCUCGUUUCCCACCGCCUCCCGACGCCUCUCGAAGAGCAGUCGAGCGAAGCUAUUAAGGGGCGACGAUACAUGAUGGAAGCAUGUUCGCCCUUUUCGCCGCCUCGCUUCUUCUGGGCCCUCUCGCGAUGAGCGCGAGGACGACGUCGUCGCCGGUCGCCCAAGGGGUCGACCCGGACGUCUCGCGUCACCACGGGGGUGACCUCUUCCGGGACUGCGGGGGCUGCGGCCCGGACGCCUCCCAGGCUCCCGGUGGCGACGACAACGACCGCUGCCGGUGCCAGUGCGCACCGUCGCACCACACCUACCGCGAGGACAUACGGACUUGCGUGCGGGACCUGGGCGAGUGCCGGCUCGGAGCCUUCGUGCGGCCCGGCGCGCCGAUGGAGCAGAUACCGCUGGUGUUCCUGCCGCUGGCCGGACAGAUCGUCCACCCCGGGGCCCACCUCAGCCUCACGGGCAUGGCUCCCAUCGACCCGCUAUGGUGCCGAGUCAAUCGGACCCAGUACCUGAGCCCAGCCGGCUGGAUCGAGUUGCGGGCUCCACCGUCCCGAUCGGCCGGAGCCCAGCAGCCGUUCGCGCUCUACCAGGCCAGCAACCGCACUUUCCUCCAGUGGCUGGGAGACGAGCACGAGCGGCGCACGCUUCAGCACAAGCUGCUCCUGCUUCGAGUCCGGUGCGCUGACGAGAGUGGCGCCGUGUUCGAGCCCUGCAUCGCGUUUCGGGCCGGCUGGGCGCCCGGCAUAGCGCCCGUCGAGCGACGCACGACGGACUUCACCGUCGUCGGGCUCUGCCUGGGCGUGCUCGGCCUGGCUUACGUCUUGGCGGUGCUCGUCUACCUGCGGGUCCGCCAGGGCAGCGCCAAGUCGACGUUCCGCAGCUACCUGGACGAACAGCCUGUAAACGGGCCGGGCCAAGACCACCACAACCACCAGCAGCAGCGGCAAGAGCAGCGGCAGGAGCAGCAGCCGUUCCACGCGUACGACACGCCUCGCAGCUCCGGAAGUGAGUCAUCGACCCGUGACGUGUUCUUCAAGCGGUCCGCCAACCUGCAGCAGCAGCAGCAGCAUGGGAGCGCUACCAGUAGUGGCGACGCUGUCCAGCAGGCGGCGCUGUUGCAGCACAUCGAGUCGAGGAGUUCGGUGCGACGCGCCGCGCUGCAGAUGAACCUCGGGCCCGAGCUGCUCGAGCCGGAAAUGCUCGCGUGUCCGCCGCCGCCGGCGCAGGAGUUUCUGACCAAGGUGCGCGAGAUGGUGGGCGCGGCCAGAGCCAGGCUGCGCAACUUCCGGUUCCGGCCCACCCUCGUCGACAUACCGGAAGACGACUACACGAACGUGCACCACCACCGCCACCAGCAGCUGCAGCACAAUCACCACCAGUUCGCCAAGACUUCAGACUGCGGCCACAGCCCUGCCGGCGUCUGCAAUGGCGCCUGCGCAAGCGCCGUUCGGCACAACCCACUGCUGGGGUCGGACUGCCACAGGUUCUUCGAAGUGAACGAGAGCUUUCAAGACUCGCCCCUCGAAGCUUUGGCCCACGUCUCCCCCUACCCUCCGCGGCCGCCUGAGCGCCGACGCAAGAAAGCGUGCGGCAAGGAAGCUCCCCAAGGCCGCUUUGACCUCUUCCGGAAGGACUUGUACGAGAAGCUCCAGAGACUCCAGGAAGGCCGUUUACAACCCUCCGGAGUGCGCUGCGAACCGGACGGUAACUCGGACAGCCCCUCCUACGAGAACGUCCUGCCGGCGCCGUUGCCCAAACGCUCCCACCAGGAGGCGCCACCGAGGCCACCACCGCGACUCUGCUCUUCUCCCGCCGAACUGUCGCGACCCGACGACCUGGAAGGCGACAACGUCUCCUCCACGAGCAUCGAGCUGGACUCGCUCUACUCUCCCUGGGACUCGUUGAACUCGAGGAACUUGUCCAAACUGUCGGUUCCGCCCGACCAGACCCUCCUGGAAGCCCUCGACGAGCCGAUCAUCUUCGACUCCCUUCGGGGCACGCGCCCCACGUACAUCGUGAACUCCGGCCGUGAGAUCAGUCCGGAGAGGAUCGUGUCGAUGUCGGGCUCCUUCAAGCCUCCGCGCUCCGGUCUGUACAUGAGCGUGGAGUCGCUGCAGAACUGCAUCAAGACCGGCACCAGAUUCGCGCCCUGUCGGCGAGGCUUCGACGCGAUGGACGCGCUUCGAAGGGUGACGGCGGGCGACAUCGAGUUCAUGCACGUCUGCAGGGGCCAGCUGAGGAGGCGGGACAGUGUGGGCUGCUCGUCGGUGGCCUCGGACAGUCUGGUUCCGUCGCCGUCCGAUUCGGAGUACGAUCCGGACUACUCGGACCCUUCGCCCCGAACUGAGGCCAGGGUCGCAGCCGUGCGUCGUGCGAGGCGGCGGCUGCGGUCUCGCGCCGAGCGCAGCGGAAAGCAGCCUUUGUCGUCGCCCCCUGACGUCACGAUCAUAGAAGUUGGAGACGCGGCGGGAGACAUUCUUAAUGGGAAAGGAAAUUUUGUGACUCUGAUUGAGCUGGACACGUCUGAGAGUUCUAAUUGACUUUGGCUCGGAGAACAAAAAAAUAAUAAUAAUGAGAAUAGCCCCGCGAUAUGAUCGCUUCCUGCGCUGUCAGUUUGCCGGCCGAAACCGCUAAAUAAGUUUGUUGUGUUGUUUAAAGUCCGCUUACUCAGACAUGGGUAUACAGUUGCAAGGAGCGCUUAUCCUUUAA
This is a messenger RNA of Dermacentor albipictus, 3011 nucleotides long. RefSeq names its product shavenoid (gene sha). The record is from RefSeq and is a predicted model, not a curated record. NCBI's taxonomy places the organism in Eukaryota, Metazoa, Arthropoda, Arachnida, Ixodida, Ixodidae. Gene Ontology annotation, biological process: imaginal disc-derived wing hair organization. Gene Ontology annotation, cellular component: cell cortex.